AAGAGCAUUGUCUUAUAUUUGAUUUUAUAGGUAGCUACAUCAAGCUGGGAGGCAGGCAGAUUCAAAGGAUAUCAUGAAGUUUCCAGGGCCUUUGGAAAACCAGAGAUUGUCUUUCCUUUUGGAAAAGGCAAUCUCUAGGGAAGCUCAGAUGUGGAAGGUAAACGUGCCGAAAAUGCCUACAAACCAGAAUGUUUCUCCAUCCCAGAGAGAUGAAGUGAUUCAGUGGCUGGCCAAACUCAAGUACCAGUUCAACCUUUACCCAGAAACAUUUGCUCUGGCUAGCAGUCUUUUGGACAGGUUUUUAGCUACUGUAAAGGCCCAUCCAAAAUACUUGAGUUGUAUUGCAAUCAGCUGUUUUUUCCUAGCUGCCAAGACUGUUGAGGAAGAUGAGAGAAUUCCAGUACUGAAGGUGUUAGCAAGAGACAGUUUCUGUGGAUGUUCUUCAUCUGAAAUUCUGAGGAUGGAGAGAAUUAUUCUGGAUAAAUUGAAUUGGGACCUUCACACAGCCACGCCAUUGGAUUUUCUUCACAUUUUCCAUGCCAUUGCAGUGUCAACUAGACCUCAGUUACUUUUCAGUUUGCCCAAACUGAGCCCAUCUCAACAUUUGGCAAUCCUAACCAAGCAACUACUUCAUUGUAUGGCCUGCAACCAACUUUUGCAAUUCAAAGGAUCCAUGCUUGCUCUGGCCAUGGUUAGUUUGGAAAUGGAGAAACUCAUUCCUGAUUGGCUUCCCCUUACAAUUGAACUGCUUCAAAAAGCACAGAUGGAUAGCUCCCAGUUGAUCCACUGUCGGGAGCUUGUGGCACAUCACCUUUCUAUUCUGCAGUCUUCCCUGCCUCUAAAUUCCGUUUAUGUCUACCGUCCCCUCAAGCACACCCUGGUGACCUGUGACAAAGGAGUGUUCAGAUUACAUCCCUCCUCUGUCCCAGGCCCAGAUUUCUCCAAGGACAACAGCAAACCAGAAGUGCCAAUCAGAGGUACAGCAGCCUACUAUCAUCUCCCAGCUGCCAGUGGGUGCAAGCAUACCUCUGCCAAACGCAAAGUAGAGGAAAUGGAAGUGGAUGACUUCUAUGAUGGAAUCAAACGGCUCUAUAAUGAAGAUAAUGCUUCAGAAAAUGUGGGUUCUGUAUGUGGCACUGAUUUAUCAAGGCAAGAGGGACACACUUCCCCUUGUCCUCCUUUGCAGCCUGUGUCUGUCAUGUAGUUUCAGGUGUUACCUUUAAGUGCAAAUUGAGGUCUACUACUCUGGGAACAGGAACAUGGAAAACCAGGGAAGGUAAAUACCUAAUCAGGCUGAUUU
Molecule: messenger RNA, 1300 nt
Organism: Miniopterus natalensis
Lineage: Eukaryota; Metazoa; Chordata; Mammalia; Chiroptera; Miniopteridae
Source: RefSeq, a predicted model, not a curated record